CCCAGCCCAGACCAGCACAGCACAGCACAGCACAGCACAGCACAGCAUCGAAACACACAACACACCCCAUAACUGCGCCGACCCGUCUGGAAUAUCAUGGGCAACGUACAGCCCACCUUAGUCCCGUAUGAGGACUUUGAUGUCACAGCUGAUAUCAAGGCUAUCAGAAAAGCAUGUAAAGGUUUAGGCACAGAUGAAGAGGCCAUUACCCAAAUCCUGGCCAAUCGUUCUGCAGCUCAGCGUGUGGAGAUCAAAAAGGCCUACUUUGAAAAGUAUGAUGAUGAGUUGGAGGAGGUCCUGAAGAAGGAGCUGACAGGUAGUUUCGAGAAAGCCAUCAUCGCCAUGUUGGACCAUCCUCAUAUUUACUUCGCCAAGGAGCUGAGGAAGGCCAUGAAGGGGGCGGGCACAGAUGAAGCUGUCUUGGUAGAGAUCCUGUGCACAGCCACCAAUGAGGACAUUGUGAGCUACAAGGAGGCAUAUGCCCAGGUGCAUGAGCGUGACCUGGAGGCAGACAUCGAGGACGAUACCAGUGGAGAUGUGAGGAACCUGCUGACCUCACUGCUGCAGGCGAGCAGAGAUGAAGGCUAUGAGGUGGAUGAGGGUUUAGCCAGCCAGGAUGCCACAUCUUUGUUUGAGGCAGGAGAAGGAAGGUUUGGCACAGACGAGUCAACCUUUACCUACAUCCUGACACACAGGAACUACAUGCAGCUUCAGGCCACCUUUAAAGCCUAUGAGUCUCUUUCAGGGACAGACAUUUUGGACACCAUUGACUCCGAGGCCACAGGAACACUCAAGGACUGCUACGUUGCUCUGGUGAGGUGUGCUAAGAACCCACAGCUGUACUUUGCCCGACGCCUUAAUGCUGCCAUGAAGGGACUGGGCUCUGAUGAGGAAACACUCAUUCGCAUCAUUGUAGGCCGUUCUGAGAUCGACCUGGAGACAGUUAAGGACAUGUACCUGGAGAAGUACGAUGUUACCCUGAAAGAUGCCCUGGAUUCAGAGUGCGGUGGAGAUUUCAAACGCCUCCUCAUUGAGAUCCUGCACUAAACUCUUCUCACUUUCCUCCUACAGGCCUUAUUUAACCUCUAUAUCUACUCAUUCCUUCUCCUCACUCCUCUUCCUUUUACUACUUUAACAGUUCCACUCUUUCACUUCAUGGACUUCUUUCUAUCUAUUAUUUUACUUACAUCCUUUUUCUUCUCUCUCUUCACUCUUAGAGACAGUGAGCUCUCUUUGCAGCAUGGGCCAAAAUCCAACUCAUUAUUAUAUUACCCAGUUUUUGACACAGUUUUGCCAAGAACAUUACACUCAGUAAAAAUUUCCUUACAGUCUGGUAAAUAAUAGAGGUGCAUUGAAUAUUUGUUAUCUGUUUUACAAUGUAAUGGCAGCAUUUUGGAAUUUACAUGGAACUUGUGCAGCUGAGCAUCAUGCUAAUUUAUUUAUCCAAUAGAACUCCUUUAUUCACAAUCAGCAGCUUUACAGUCUUUGUAUUUCGGCUCUCAGUCCACCAUCUCAAGCUUAUCCCAAACCUGUAAACAUUAAGAGGCAGCUGCUGCUCAUCACAAAAUAUGCAGCCUCUUACUUUAUAUAUUGUAACAUGAUUCAUCUCUGUCAUCCAUCAUCAUCAUCGUCAACUUCACUUUUAUUAGCCUCAAAGUUGCCUUUCAUGAGUUAAUAGCAAUGCAAUUUCCUUUCUGCUGCAACACUGAAGUGCCGAAUUCUCACACUUGAUCUCUGAUAUCUGAAAAACCAGAGGAGUACAUGAUGACAUUAUUAUCCUAAUAUCAAAAGCUUUAAGGAUACACUGUGGGUUUUUUGUAGUCACAUCCCUCAAUGCCAUGUGGGAUUUUAACUGUUUGUAGCCUUCUUUUUAAUCACAGCUCACAAGCUGCCUUGUUCUCACAUUUGUUCACCUCAUUAGACAGUUGCCUUUCUCCUGUUGUCAGUCAGUCAUUAAAUUUACUACCAAGUUCUAGUCAAGUUCUAGUUAUGAGGUCAUUUUGCAUUUACGAUCAUUAGAUGAUGAUAAUAAUAUUGAACAAGACAUGAACUGUGCUCUUUAACUCCUUAAUUACAAUCACUUACAAUGGUCACACUGCCUGUAUUAAUGUAUGGAACUGUAUCUGAACUAAUUUUAUUUAUAAAAUUUAUAAGAGUACAGUAAUAGAAAUGACUAAGAUAUACUGUUGGAUUAUCAAAUAGAAAAAUUAAUACAUUAAUUUAUAUGAAAGAAGUAAUUGUUAACCCGUUUUAAUGGCAUAAAAAUAUGUAUGUCGUGAUAAUAAAUUUGAA
Molecule: messenger RNA, 2292 nt
Organism: Xiphias gladius (swordfish)
Lineage: Eukaryota; Metazoa; Chordata; Actinopteri; Istiophoriformes; Xiphiidae
Product: annexin A13-like
Exons: 11
Coding region: 97-1047 (316 amino acids)
Cellular component (GO): cytoplasm
Molecular function (GO): calcium ion binding; calcium-dependent phospholipid binding
Source: RefSeq, a predicted model, not a curated record